Messenger RNA from Dipodomys ordii (Ord's kangaroo rat), 1804 nucleotides. RefSeq names its product retinoic acid receptor, alpha (gene Rara). NCBI's taxonomy places the organism in Eukaryota, Metazoa, Chordata, Mammalia, Rodentia, Heteromyidae. Gene Ontology annotation, molecular function: zinc ion binding; nuclear receptor activity; nuclear glucocorticoid receptor binding. Gene Ontology annotation, cellular component: transcription regulator complex; nucleus. The transcript is spliced from 6 exons. Bases 29 to 1060 code for a protein of 343 amino acids. Gene Ontology annotation, biological process: regulation of transcription by RNA polymerase II; cellular response to corticotropin-releasing hormone stimulus; retinoic acid receptor signaling pathway. The record is from RefSeq and is a predicted model, not a curated record.
CUUCUUCCGCCGCAGCAUCCAGAAGAACAUGGUGUACACGUGUCACCGGGACAAGAACUGCAUCAUCAACAAGGUGACCCGGAACCGCUGCCAAUACUGCCGGCUGCAGAAGUGCUUCGAAGUGGGCAUGUCCAAGGAGUCUGUGCGGAACGACCGGAACAAGAAGAAGAAGGAGACCCCAAAGCCCGAGUGCUCGGAGAGCUACACACUGACGCCGGAAGUGGGGGAGCUCAUCGAGAAGGUGCGCAAGGCGCACCAGGAGACCUUCCCCGCCCUCUGCCAGCUGGGCAAGUACACUACGAACAACAGCUCAGAACAACGUGUCUCUCUGGACAUUGACCUCUGGGACAAGUUCAGUGAACUCUCCACCAAGUGCAUCAUUAAGACUGUAGAGUUUGCCAAGCAGCUGCCCGGCUUCACCACCCUCACGAUCGCUGACCAGAUCACCCUCCUCAAGGCUGCCUGCCUGGACAUCCUGAUCCUGCGGAUCUGCACGCGGUACACGCCUGAGCAGGACACCAUGACCUUCUCAGACGGGCUGACUCUGAACCGGACCCAGAUGCACAAUGCUGGCUUCGGUCCCCUCACCGACCUGGUCUUUGCCUUCGCCAACCAGCUGCUGCCUCUGGAGAUGGACGAUGCUGAGACCGGGCUGCUCAGCGCCAUCUGCCUCAUUUGUGGAGAUCGGCAGGACCUAGAACAGCCAGAAAGGGUGGACAUGCUCCAAGAACCGCUGCUUGAGGCACUGAAGGUGUAUGUGAGGAAACGGAGGCCCAGCCGCCCCCACAUGUUCCCCAAGAUGCUGAUGAAGAUCACGGACCUGAGAAGCAUCAGUGCUAAGGGGGCUGAGCGAGUGAUCACCUUGAAGAUGGAGAUCCCAGGCUCUAUGCCGCCUCUUAUCCAGGAAAUGCUGGAGAACUCGGAGGGCUUGGACACUCUGAGCGGACAGGCAGGGGGUGGGACAAGGGACGGGGGUGGCCUGGCCCCUCCGCCAGGCAGCUGUAGUCCCAGCCUCAGUCCCAGUUCCAACAGAAGCAGCCCAGCCACCCAUUCCCCAUGACCACCGCGCCACAUGGACACAGCCCUCACCCCUGUCCUGGCUUUUUCUGCCUUCUACCGACCAUGCAACCCUUGCCAGCCCUGCCCCUGCCCAUCCUCCCAGACAGAACUUGGGACAGGAGGAGGAGGCAGCGACUGUGGACAGAGAUCUGGGCCUGCGAUGGACUGUCUCUUCCCACAGCUGGGGCUGACACCGGGGCAAGGUGGAGCCCAGGAAGGACCUGGCCUGGGCCUGCUGCCCAUGGAGACGGACGGCCCCUGCCCACCCGGCCACAUCUUCAUCACCAGCAAACGGCCGCCGGGACCUGGCUCUCUCUCCAUCCUUUGAACUCAUAAGCCAUUGCUCCCCAGCUGGGGGCCCUCCCCCUGCCUUGGUUGGUGACCGAGGGGUGGCUGGGGUGGGGGAGCUUCCCCUGUACAUACCCUGAGUACCAACCCCCCCAGGUAUUAAUUCUCGCUGGUUUUGUUUUUAUUUUAAUUUUUUUUGGUUUUGAUUUUUUUUUAAAUAAGAAUUUUCAUUUUAAGCACAUUUAUACUGAAGGAAUUUUGCUGUGUCUUGCGGGGAGCUGGAUUCCAAGUUGGAGGGGGUGGGGCCUCGGGAGGGACCGGGCUCCAGGGACGCCCCUCUCCGUCCCUUGUCCCUGCACUCUCCUCAGCCUUUUCUCCUCAGUUUUCUCUUUAAUACUGUGAAGUACUAACUUUCCAAGGCUGUCUUUGCCUCCCUGUGUGAGGACAGAAGCCAGCC